This is a messenger RNA of Coccidioides posadasii C735 delta SOWgp, 737 nucleotides long. RefSeq names its product ribosome biogenesis protein RLP24 (gene RLP24). NCBI's taxonomy places the organism in Eukaryota, Fungi, Ascomycota, Eurotiomycetes, Onygenales, Onygenaceae. Gene Ontology annotation, cellular component: nucleolus. Gene Ontology annotation, biological process: ribosomal large subunit biogenesis. The record is from RefSeq and is a predicted model, not a curated record.
AUGCGGGUCGAAACUUGCCACCUCUGCUCCCGCCCCGUCUACCCGUCUAAGGGCAUCACGUUUGUCCGCAACGAUGCCCGCACAUUCCGCUUCUGCCGCUCCAAAUGCCACAAGAACUUCAAGAUGAAGCGGCAACCCCGUAAGCUGAAGUGGACCAAGACCCAUCGUGCUCUUCGUGGCAAGGAGAUGAUCGUCGACUCCUCUCUGGUGCUCUCACAGUUCGCCAAGAAGCGCAACGUCCCCGUCAAAUACGACCGGAAUCUGGUGGCAGCCACGGUCAAGGCCAUGGAACGAGUGGAGGAGAUUCGGCAGAGAAGGGAGCGCGUGUUUACGAAGAGGAGAUUGGCGGGAAAGCUUGCCCGGGAGAAGAAGAGAGCGGAGGAUCGGAGGGUCGUCGCCGAGGGAGAGCAUCUUAUUCGCAAGGAGCUGCAGAUGCUGGAGAAAGGCGUUCCACUGGAAGAACAGAGGGUCAAGAAUGCCGUGGUCGGAAAGGAACAGGUGCGGCACAAGAAGAAGACAAGAGUGCUGGUGGACGGAGGCACCCAGGAGGAGAUGGAUAUCGACUGAGCUGCAUUGUCUACGUUCGGGUGUGCAUCUUCUACUUUUUGCUUUCUAUAUACCAGGGUAUGGUUUUGGUUCUGGUUCUACUGCAUGUUGACGACAGUUAUGUACGGGGCGUUCAAGGGGCAUGGUCUGCCGCUGAUACUAAUGCUGGUCUAAGAUAUAAAAAAGCGCUG